This is a messenger RNA of Oreochromis aureus, 2015 nucleotides long. RefSeq lists its product as uncharacterized. Bases 1 to 888 code for a protein of 295 amino acids. The transcript has 5 exons. Gene Ontology annotation, cellular component: plasma membrane. Lineage: Eukaryota; Metazoa; Chordata; Actinopteri; Cichliformes; Cichlidae. The record is from RefSeq and is a predicted model, not a curated record.
AUGGGUCUGUCCUGUAUGCCUGUCCUGCCACCACGUCGGGGUUCCUUCUACGUAGAGGGUGGAACAGGCGUGUCAAUCGGGAGUGUUUUGGCCUUUUGGUGCAGAGAUGGAUACCAGCUGGUUGGCAGCGACAAAAUCUACUGCCAUGUCAGGAAUGGUAAAGCGCAGUGGAGCAACUACCUGCCUGUCUGUGAAGCAAUCCCCAGGCCGGAGGACCGUGGACUGAGAGUGGCUGUGCUGGCCUCAGUUGUUAGUGGCAUUGUCAUCCUCGCCAUGUCCCUGUCCUUUCUCAUCUGCUGUCUGCAGGAGCGAUCCAGCCGGGACCGUUCCAAGAAAGAUGGACGGAGCAGACGCAGAGACAAGCGCUCCGCCCGUCGCAGCGAGUGCUGGCUGGAGAGAGAGGAGGGCGAAUGGGAAGCCUUCCCUCCACCUAAGAUCUUCCACCUGUCCCAGAGGAUGAACCCCCGUCUUGCUCCAGACAGCCCCCUCUACCUGACAGGAGGCCUCAGUGGAUACGAGAACAGAGGAUACCAAAGGAGUCAGGAGAGUCUGCUGAAGGCCUCCAUGCCCGGGCUCUACCGCUCCGAGUCUCAGCUUUACCCGCAUGUUGUGCUGCAGAGGGUACCAACGCCGACUGCACCGUCUGCUCCCUCCGCUCCCUCUGCUCCCUCUGCUCCCUCUGCUCCUCUCUACCUUCACCUUCCUGACUCCUCUUCUGCCGCUUCCUCACCCGCCCACACCAUCACCCACAGCCAGCUACACGGCAUGCCACAGUACCCCACCCCAACGUAUCCUCCAAAACCCAAUGUAGUGCCAAACUACCGCCACCCAACACCGGCGCCCAUCUAUCCCAACCCCAAUCCAACACCACAGAGGCCAUGGCAGUAAGCUACGUACUCCUGUUUCCAUCUUUUCGGGGCGCUGUGGUGCUCCUACUGAAAAACAGGCACGUUCUGAGACACAUGAAGUCUUUUUACUCUUUCUUAUCCCAGUUUUCUCGAACAGAAGUCUGCCAGUGCCAAUAAUCUAAAGCAGACAUGUAGAAAUGGACAUGCAGCCAGCAUAGAAGCUCCCCCUUGUUGUGCAUGCUUGAUGGACUUCUCAAUUUGGACUGAGCGGAAACUGAACGACUGUUUUUCCCCUUGAUUCUCACUCAGAUGAGCUACGUUACCAGCAGGGGGAGACUGGUGGAGAACACCCUGCUUUCGUUUAACAACCACCAGAUCGUCAUUACUGAAACCCUAUGUAGCCUACCAACAAAGGGACACAAAGAGUUGUUAUUUAGAUUCCACUAAUUUUGUUCAUCAAAGGAAGACUUUGUUUAGGCAGCUCUCAGAAAUGUACAUUUUAAUAGCUAACUGUUAAGAAAUGAUCCCCCAUCAGCCAUCAUCAGACCUAGUUAUUCUACUCUUGAGCUAAAUAAAUUGACAGAUAUAUAUUUUUUGACUUAUCUUCCCUGGAAUCUCACUCAUUUGUUAACCACAGCCAUGUGUGAUGUAAUGAAAGCAGCUCUUGUUAAUACACUGAGGUAUUUUCCCACAAUGAAUGGGCAAAACACAGUAAUGAGAGGGCGUUUAUUGGUAGCAAGCGUCGUUGUAGCAACCACUGAGCAAAGCCAGUUUGUGUGGAUUUAACAGCACACGGGGUAUUGUUAAUUCACAUAUUCUUUCUUUCAACACUGUUAACUACUUUAAACUUUUUCUUCUGUCUGUUGUGUUUCUUUCUUGCAGCUAUUUGUGUGGUACAAUAAGAAAAUUAAUAAGAAAAUCUUUAGUGAUCAGCGCUGUGGCUGGUGAAACAUUCCAGCAUGGUUAUUCUGGGGACAAAUGUGGGUUACAAUCAAAUGAUCAUCACGUUAAAAUUAAUUCUAUGACAACAUUUUUAAUUUUAUGAAGACCUUUUGUGCAAUGUUAGUGAAACAUGAGGAGGUCAGGCACACUGUGAGUCUGCAGUGGGUGGAGAUGCUAAACCUUUAUUGUUCCUUUGAACUGUUUAAAUGCAUUUAAAUCAUAAAC